CUCUCCCCCUCUUACUCUGUAUAAAAACUGAACCCAUAUAUCUUCUUCUCUCUGAAAUAAAACUUGUUAAGAGAUGGAAAAAGGUGGUGGUUUGGAGCUUGAGAUCACGGAGCUCCGAUUAGGUCUCCCGGGCCGGUGCGGUGGUGGUCAGGAUAAAAAUGAGAAGAAGAGGGGCUUUUCGGAGAUUUCGGACAAAGAGAGCAAGACACAAGUGGUUGGUUGGCCGCCGGUUUGUUCAUACAGGAAGAAAAAUAUUACGAGUGAAAUGUCGAGAAUGUACAUCAAGGUUAGCAUGGAUGGGGCUCCGUUUCUUCGUAAGAUUGAUCUGAGUGUGCACAAAGGGUAUUCGGAUCUUGCUUUGGCUUUGGAUAAGCUGUUUGGAUGUUUUGGUAUAGGCAAAUCAUUAAGAAUGGAGGAUGAAGAAAAUGGGUCGGAUUACGUGCCUAUAUAUGAAGACAAAGAUGGAGAUUGGAUGCUAGUUGGAGACGUUCCCUGGCGAAUGUUUGUAGAAGGAUGCAAGAGGCUGAGAAUCAUGAAGAGAUCAGAAGCCAAAGGUUUUAAAUUGCACCUCAAAGGGGGCAAUACUCUCGAGGGAGCUUCAAGGGAAGAUCAUUAAUGACUGAGUCCCACAAAUGAAAGAGGAGCGUAACUAGACUUAAGUUUUCUUCUUUUUUUUUUUUGGGUAUUAUUAUUAUUCUGUUAAACUAGUUCUGGUUAUAUAUAUAUGUAUUUGUUUUAAGCAGAUAUGAUUAUUUGCAGCAUCAAAUUAUAACUUUCUUGUUUAAA
Tripterygium wilfordii is the source of this 786-nucleotide messenger RNA. Its product is annotated as auxin-induced protein AUX22. Gene Ontology annotation, cellular component: nucleus. The record is from RefSeq and is a predicted model, not a curated record. Gene Ontology annotation, molecular function: protein binding. The transcript has 3 exons. Gene Ontology annotation, biological process: regulation of DNA-templated transcription. NCBI's taxonomy places the organism in Eukaryota, Viridiplantae, Streptophyta, Magnoliopsida, Celastrales, Celastraceae. Bases 74 to 616 code for a protein of 180 amino acids.